Molecule: messenger RNA, 3332 nt
Organism: Callithrix jacchus (white-tufted-ear marmoset)
Lineage: Eukaryota; Metazoa; Chordata; Mammalia; Primates; Cebidae
Gene: MMP2
Product: matrix metallopeptidase 2
Biological process (GO): proteolysis; tissue remodeling; collagen catabolic process
Cellular component (GO): extracellular matrix
Molecular function (GO): metalloendopeptidase activity; zinc ion binding
Source: RefSeq, a predicted model, not a curated record
CCAGCAGGGGGGUCUGAGGCUGUGCGCCCAGAUUGCGAGAAAGGGAAGUGGGGUGGCGAGGUCGUGCACUGAGGGUAGACGCGGAGGCCAGGAGUAGCAGGCGGUGGGGGAAACGAAGUGGAGAAAGGAAAAAAGGAAAGAGGAGCGAGAGUAGGGGGUGGGGCAGAGAGGGCGGAUCCGAGUGCGCCCUCCGCCUCCAGCCCCCACACUGCCAGCUCCCUCCCAGCCCAGCCGGCUACAUCUGGCGGCUGCCCUCCUUUGUUUCCGCUGCUUCCAGACUUCUCCGGUGGUGGCUGGAGACUGCGCAUCUGGGGCUUUAAACAUACAAAGGGAUUGCCAGGACCUGCGGCGCCGGCGGCGGCGGGGGCUGGGGCGCGAGGGCUGGACCAUGAGCCGCUGAGCCAGGCAAAGCACAGGAGACGGACCCAGAGGACCCUCGGAGCGCAGCCCUGCGCCACGGAAUAGGCUGCAACCAGGCGGCGUCGCGGCUGCACGCACCGAGCCAGCGACCCCCGGGCGACGCGCGGGGCCCGGGAGCGCAACGAUGGAGGCGCUAAAGGCCCAGGGCGCGCUCGCGGGUCCCCUGAGGACGCUCUGCCUCCUGGGCUGCCUGCUGGGCCACGCCGCCGCCCCGCCGUCGCCCAUCAUCAAGUUCCCUGGCGAUGUCGCCCCAAAAACGGACAAAGAGUUGGCAGUGCAAUACCUGAACACCUUCUACGGCUGCCCCAAAGAGAGUUGCAACCUGUUCGUGCUGAAGGACACGCUGAAGAAGAUGCAGAAGUUCUUUGGACUGCCCCAGACAGGCGAUCUUGACCAGAACACCAUUGAGACCAUGCGGAAGCCGCGCUGCGGCAACCCAGAUGUGGCCAACUACAACUUCUUCCCCAACAAGCCCAAGUGGGACAAGAACCAGAUCACAUACAGGAUCCUUGGCUACACACCCGAUCUGGACCCAGAGACGGUGGAUGAUGCCUUCGCUCGUGCCUUCCAAGUCUGGAGUGAUGUGACCCCCCUGCGGUUUUCACGAAUCCAUGAUGGAGAGGCAGACAUCAUGAUCAACUUCGGCCGCUGGGAACAUGGCGACGGAUACCCCUUUGAUGGUAAGGAUGGACUCCUGGCUCAUGCUUUCUCCCCAAGCCCUGGUAUUGGGGGAGACUCCCACUUUGAUGACGAUGAGCUGUGGACCUUGGGAGAAGGGCAAGUGGUCCGUGUGAAGUACGGGAAUGCCGAUGGGGAGUACUGCAAGUUCCCCUUCCUGUUCAGUGGCAAGGAGUACAACAGCUGCACUGACAUAGGCCGCAGCGACGGCUUCCUCUGGUGCUCCACCACCUACAACUUUGAGAAGGACGGCAAGUACGGCUUCUGUCCCCACGAAGCCCUGUUCACCAUGGGCGGCAACGCUGAAGGACAGCCCUGCAAGUUCCCAUUCCGUUUCCAGGGCACAUCGUAUAACAGCUGCACCACUGAGGGCCGUACGGAUGGCUACCGCUGGUGCGGCACCACUGAGGACUACGAUCGUGACAAGAAGUAUGGCUUCUGCCCUGAGACUGCCAUGUCCACUGUUGGUGGGAACUCAGAAGGUGCCCCCUGUGUCUUCCCCUUCACCUUCCUGGGCAAUAAGUAUGAGAGCUGCACCAGCGCCGGCCGCAGUGAUGGAAAGAUGUGGUGUGCAACCACAGCCAGCUACGACGACGACCGCAAGUGGGGCUUCUGCCCCGACCAAGGGUACAGCCUGUUCCUUGUGGCAGCCCAUGAGUUUGGCCACGCCAUGGGGCUGGAGCACUCCAAGGACCCUGGAGCUCUGAUGGCGCCCAUUUACACCUACACCAAGAACUUCCGCCUGUCCCAGGAUGACAUCAAGGGCAUUCAGGAGCUCUAUGGGGUCUCUCCUGACAUUGACCUUGGCACCGGCCCCACCCCCACGCUGGGACCUGUCACUCCUGAGAUCUGCACACAGGACAUUGUUUUUGAUGGCAUUGCUCAGAUCCGUGGUGAGAUCUUCUUCUUCAAGGACCGAUUCAUUUGGCGGACUGUGACACCGCGUGACAAGCCCACGGGGCCCCUGCUGGUGGCCACAUUCUGGCCUGACCUCCCGGAAAAGAUUGAUGCGGUAUACGAGGCCCCACAGGAAGAGAAAACUGUGUUCUUUGCAGGGAAUGAAUACUGGAUCUACUCAGCCAGCACCCUGGAGCGAGGGUAUCCCAAGCCACUGACCAGCUUGGGACUGCCCCCUGAUGUCCAGAAAGUGGAUGCCGCCUUUAACUGGAGCAAGAACAAGAAGACAUACAUCUUUGCUGGAGACAAAUUCUGGAGAUACAAUGAAGUGAAGAAGAAAAUGGAUCCUGGCUUCCCCAAGCUCAUCGCGGAUGCCUGGAAUGCCAUUCCCGAUAACCUAGAUGCCGUCGUGGACCUGCAGGGUAGCGGUCACAGCUACUUCUUCAAGGGUGCCUAUUACCUGAAGCUGGAGAACCAAAGUCUGAAGAGCGUGAAGUUUGGAAGCAUCAAAUCCGACUGGCUAGGCUGCUGAGCUGGCCCUGGCUCUCACAGGCCCUUCCUCUCCACUCCCUUCCAUACACCGGGCCUGGAGCACUAGAGAAGGACCCGGAGGGGCCUGGCAGCUGUGCCUUCCACUCUACAGCUAAUCAGCAUUCUCGCUCCUACCUGGUAAUUUAAGAUUCCAGAGAAUGGCUCCUCCCUGUGCCCAAGGAUAGGUGCUGAUUGUACCCCUCCCAGGCACCCCUUCCCCUUCCACUCCCAACAACCCUCAGAGCCACCCCUGACAAGAUACUUUGAUAUUUUCAAUGCAGCUCUGCUUUGGGCUGCCCUGGUGCUGCCACACUUCAGACUCUUCUCCCUCCACAACCUUCUGUGGCUCACAGCACCCUUGGAGCCAACAGAGACUGUCUCAAGGGGGCACUGGUGGCCCGACAGCCUGGAAUAGGGCAGUGGGAUGGGGGCAUGGCGAGGUGACCACUCCAGACCCCUGGCCUUUCACUGCUGGCUGCCUUAGAACCUUUCUUACAUUAGUAGUUUGCUUUCUCUGCAUUUUGUUUUCUUUUGGUCUUGUUGUUUUUUUUUCCCCCCCCCACUUAGAAAUUGCAUUUCCUGACAGAAGGACUCAGGUUGUCUGAAGUCACUGCACGGUACAUCUCAGCCCACAUAGUGAUGGUUCCUCUGUUCACUCUAUUUAGCAUGUCCCUACGCAGUCUCUUCCUCCACUGGCUGGAGGAAAACCAAGUGGUGGCUUCCUGUUCAGCCCUCCCCACCCCUCCCUUCAACCGUUCCCCAUGGGAAAUGCCAACAAGCAUGAAUAAAGACACCAAUUGAGUGGC